Messenger RNA from Acanthoscelides obtectus, 263 nucleotides. The record is from the annotation of a GenBank genome assembly. Lineage: Eukaryota; Metazoa; Arthropoda; Insecta; Coleoptera; Chrysomelidae.
GGACAAGGGAGCCAUGGUUAGGGCUGUUCAAGCAGUUAAAAAUAAGGAAAUGGGAUACCAAAAGGCCUCUCAAAUAUUUCAAGUUCCAAAAGGGACUAUUGAAAGGUAUGUAAAGGAUGCAAGAAGUGUACAUGAGUUGGUAUCUACCAGUUUGGGUAGAAAGCCAGCUUUGACUUGUGAAAUGGAAAAGAUGCUGGCGGAAUAUUGCAUACAAAUGGAAAAAAGUUCUAUGGAUUGAGAAGGCAAGACGUUAAACACAUGGC